Alternaria metachromatica is the source of this 3270-nucleotide messenger RNA. RefSeq lists its product as uncharacterized. Gene Ontology annotation, biological process: carbohydrate metabolic process; protein processing. Gene Ontology annotation, cellular component: plasma membrane. Lineage: Eukaryota; Fungi; Ascomycota; Dothideomycetes; Pleosporales; Pleosporaceae. The coding region runs from base 1 to 3270 and encodes 1089 amino acids. The record is from RefSeq and is a predicted model, not a curated record. The transcript is spliced from 6 exons. Gene Ontology annotation, molecular function: hydrolase activity, hydrolyzing O-glycosyl compounds; metalloendopeptidase activity.
AUGAAGUUCCUCCAAUCGCUCAGCACAUGUGUGCUCGCACUCUCUUCCCUCGUCAGCGCAGCAAGCUUCAGCAACCCACUCAAGCAAAAGGAUGGCUCAGACCCUCACAUCGCUUACACCAAUGGCUAUUACUACAUGAUGACGACGACAUGGACAAACCUUUCAAUCACGAGAGCGAAGACGCUUGGAGGCUUGAAGCCAGGAGAGACAAAGGUUGUCUGGACCGACUCGAACCCUGACAGAUGCUGCAACAUGUGGGCCCCUGAGCUGCACUACCUCGAUGGUGCAUGGUACAUCUACUAUACUGCCGGCCGCAGUGGUACCGACAACCUGGAUCUCCAGCGCCCUUAUGUGCUCAAAGGUGGUGCGGACCCAUUCGGCACAUACACCUACCUCUCCCAAUUGACCAGCGUAUGGGGUAUCGAUGGCUCUAUUGUCCGUUUCAGCAAAUGGGGUAACUACUUUGCCUGGUCUUGCUUCUCCGGCGCCCUUCAGUCACUCUGCAUCGCACCCAUGACCUCGCCUGGCAAACUCGGUGCCACCAAGAUCCUCUCUACACCUACUGAGUCGUGGGAAACCAAUGGUAGCCCUGUGCAAGAAGGCCCAGUUGCUAUGUACCACGGUGGCAAGACCUACAUCGCUUACUCGGCAAGCUUCUGCUGGACACCCAACUACAGCUUGGGUCUGCUCACCUGGAAUGGCUCGGGUGACCCGGCGCUCAGUGCGAGCUGGAAGAAGAGCGAUGGGCCCGUCUUCACCAAUGCCAACGGCAACUACGGGCCAGGUCACAACGGUUUCUUCACCAGUCCCGAUGGCACAGAGAUAUGGAACGUUUACCACGCUACUGCUAUUCAGACUGGCGCCUGCGACGGCAACAGGUACACGAUGGCGCAGAAGGUCAACUGGAACGCUGAUGGCACGCCGAACUUUGGAACCCCUAUCAGGCCAGGCGCCACACUUGCUGGACCUUCUGGAGACUCGAUACUGCCAGCUCAGCUAUUCAAUAUGGCUGCUGAGAAAACACCGCUCGUCGCGUCGGACGCGUCUGCUCCAGUGCAGCCAAGCCACGUGCAACGCUACUCCAAGCGUCAAGCGGUAGGAAGGCUGUUUGCCAUCGCCGCCACAGCUACCCUCAUACUCUAUGGAAUUCCGCAGGUCGACUAUGAGCCGACCGGCGACUAUCCAGAGGAGAGCGAGCUAUGUCUGACUCCAGCUUGUGUGCAUGCGGCCUCAGAGGUUCUCUAUAACCUAUCACCUCAGUACAAAGAGCUUGACCCAUGCGAUGACUUCGAAGAGCUCGUCUGCGGUGGCUGGAGAGACCGCCAUGACUUGCGAGCUGACCAGGGUGAUGCCUUUACCGGCACAAUCAUGUCGGAAAACUCACAGAUGCUGCUUCGCCACAUUCUCGAGGCUCCUUAUCCCAAAGACUCCGAGCAUUCUUACUUCUCACCCAUGCAGCUUAUGUCAACUGCCAAAUCCGCCGAUGAGGAGAACUUUGACAAGAUGAGAGCGGCUUACGAUGCGUGCCUCAACGAAGACAAGAUCAAGAGCAUUGGCGCUGGGCCUUUGAAGCAGGUCCUUGACGAGAUCAAGAAGACGUGCUCUGCCAUUGCUUCGGACUCCAACUCGAUCAAGGACACUAUCCUUCUUCUGGCCAAGUACGGUAUCACUGGUCUUGUUUCGACUGGUACCGGUGCCGACGAUACCGACCCCGACACUGUUGUCGUGUCUGUUGGUGCCCCGUACAACUUCGGACUACCUUCCAAGGAGCGCUACGAAGACGAGAAACUCGUUGAGAAAUACCGUGGUGUCGCUGUUGAAGUUCUCAGCGCGAUAUACCCCGACCAGGACAAAGCUGUAUUUGAGGGUAUCAUUGAUCUCGAAAAGAAACUCGCGGCAGCAUCUCCAAGCGAAGAAGAUCGCGAGGAUGUCACGAAGUCUUACAACCCAUUCUCGAUAGACGAUGCGGCUGCGAUCGCUCCCGAAAUCGAGCUGAAAGCGCUUCUCGCAGGUCAGGCCCCAGAAGGCAGCGACAUCAAACGCGUCAUUGUCACGACCCCGAACUAUCUGAAGGAGCUGUCUGUAAUCCUCGCAGCUACACCCGAGGAUGUUCUUCAGGCCUACUUCAUUUGGAAGGCCGUCCAGUCUCUCUCUGCUUACGUCGAUGCGGAUGCUGUUAAGCCAUACCGUCGGUUCGUCAAUGUCCUCGCAGGCAAAGACCCUGACUCCGCUCCUGAGCGAUGGCGAUCAUGUGUCAGCCACGUCGAUAACGGAUUGGGCUGGAUCUUGAGCCGCUUCUUCGUAGAGAAGGCCUUCUCCGCUGAGGCCAAGAAGUUUGGUGAUACCAUUAUCACAGACAUCAAGACCGAGUUCGCCAAGAAGCUGAACGCUGCUGAAUGGAUGGACAAGGAUACUGCGAAGAAGGCUGUCGAGAAGGUGCACAACAUCGUCCAGAAGAUCGGCUACCCCACCAAGAGCCCGAACAUCAUGGACCCGCCUACGCUUGAGGAGUAUUACGAGACCGUCAAUGUUUCAUCAGACGCAUUCUUCGCCAAUGCGCUUGCCAUGCGUCGCUUUGAGGUUAAAGAAGAGUGGUCCGCCCUCGGAAAGCCUGUGGAUCGCGAUCAGUGGGAUAUGUCUGUCCCAACAGUGAACGCCUACUACAACCCUCCCGGCAACGAGAUCGUCUUCCCUGCCGGUAUCAUGCAGUUCCCAGUCUUCGACGUCAACGUACCCGCGUACAUGUCCUACGGUGCUUUCGGCUCCGUUGCUGGUCACGAACUCAGUCACGCUUUCGACAGCACUGGUCGUCACUACGACCAGAACGGCAACCUCACCGACUGGUGGUCAAACUCAACAGUAGAGGCCUUCGAGCAGAAGGUCAAAUGCUUUGUUGACCAAUACUCCAACUUCACCGUCCCCGGCCCCGACGACAAGCCUCUGCACGUCAACGGCAAGCUUACUCUUGGCGAGAACAUUGCCGAUGCCGGUGGUCUCUCUGCGUCUUUCCAGGCUUGGAAGCGCCGCUCGGCCGAGACGCCCAACCAGAACCUUCCUGGUCUAGACCACUUCUCGCAAGAGCAGAUGUUCUUCGUUAGCUACAGCAACUGGUGGUGUGGUAAGACCCGUAAGGAUACCGCCAUCAACCGUGUGUACACCGAUCCUCAUGCACCUAAGUGGGCGCGUAUUCUGGGUACCAUGGCGAACUCGAGGGAGUUCAGGGAGAGCUUCCAAUGCAAGGUGAAGGAGCCUACUUGCCAGCUUUGGUAG